CUUGCCACCAAUAGAGCGCCAGGAAUUGGAUGAUUAGCGAUGAAGUGUGGGUCUGCAGAGUGCAAUUUCUCCUUUUGUUGGUUUUCUGGUUAAAGGACGAACGUAUCAGUUUAGAGCUCUAAAAUCAUGGAGAAUUCUGAAGAAUUGGGACUCCAAGAGCAACCGGUGGUUCUCAUCACCGGCUGUUCUCAAGGAGGAAUUGGACACGCGCUGGCACGCGCAUUCGCCGCCAACAAGUGUACGGUGGUUGCCGCAAGCAGGUCACGGUCAUCCAUGGCCGACCUGGAGCAAGAUCCCAGGUUCUUCUUGCAGGAGCUCGAUGUUCAGUCAGAUCAGAGCGUCCAACGAGCGGUGAAGAAUGUUCUGGACAAGUAUGGCCGUGUCGAUGUUUUGGUGAAUAAUGCCGGAAUUCAGUGCGUUGGUCCACUUGCCGAGGUUCCUCUCUCCGCCGUCCAGCAAACUUUCGAUACCAAUGUGUAUGGUUCAUUGAGAAUGGUUCAAGCUGUUGUUCCACACAUGGCGAAUAGGAAAAAGGGGAAGAUCGUAAACGUUGGUAGUGUUGCUGCUAUGGCCGCUGGACCAUGGUCAGGCACUUACACUGCUUCCAAAGCUGCUCUUCAUGCUUUGACUGAUACUCUCAGAUUGGAACUGAGUCAUUUUGGAAUUGAUGUUGUGAACGUUGUGCCCGGAGCUAUCAAGUCAAAUAUUGGGAAUUCUGCAGUAGCCAGCUACAACCGAAUGCCUGAAUGGAAGUUGUUUAAGCCAUUUGAAGCAGCGAUUCGAGAGAGAGCUCAUUUUCCACAAAGAUCCAAGUCCACCCCUACGGAUGAGUUUGCUAAAAACACUGUGGCCACUAUCCUCAAGAAGAACCCACCUGCAUGGUUCUCUUCUGGUCACUACUCAACCAUCAUGGCUAUUAUGUACCAUAUGCCAAUCUGUGUUAAGGAUUUUCUUUUGAGGAAAGCAAUGAAUUGUUGAGCUUCAUGUUGGUUUUGAUGAGAAGAACAUUACCCAAAAAAGAGACAAAUUAUGCAGAAAAUAAUUAUAUUGGAUUGAGGAUUAGAAAGGAUAAUAUAGACUGCUUUAAAUGGCAUUGCCUUUCAUUAAUAAUACAGGCCGCAUUUGUACCUCUUAAA
Neltuma alba is the source of this 1136-nucleotide messenger RNA. Its product is annotated as short-chain dehydrogenase RED1-like. Gene Ontology annotation, cellular component: endoplasmic reticulum. The record is from RefSeq and is a predicted model, not a curated record. NCBI's taxonomy places the organism in Eukaryota, Viridiplantae, Streptophyta, Magnoliopsida, Fabales, Fabaceae. The coding region runs from base 127 to 978 and encodes 283 amino acids. The transcript is spliced from 3 exons. Gene Ontology annotation, molecular function: oxidoreductase activity.